Messenger RNA from Solanum verrucosum, 1567 nucleotides. RefSeq names its product premnaspirodiene oxygenase-like. Gene Ontology annotation, molecular function: monooxygenase activity; heme binding; oxidoreductase activity, acting on paired donors, with incorporation or reduction of molecular oxygen. The coding region runs from base 1 to 1533 and encodes 510 amino acids. NCBI's taxonomy places the organism in Eukaryota, Viridiplantae, Streptophyta, Magnoliopsida, Solanales, Solanaceae. The record is from RefSeq and is a predicted model, not a curated record. The transcript has 2 exons.
AUGUAUUAUUCUCUUUUUAACUUAGUUUCUUUGCUUCUCUUCUUGUCCUCCCUUGUUAUUCUAGUUAGAAAAUGGAGUAAAAACAAAAAACAAAGGUUACCUCCAGGUCCAUGGAGACUUCCUUUUAUUGGAAGUUUACAUCAUUUGAUCAUUGGAGGACAACUUCCACAUCGCGUUUUUAGAAAUUUAGCGCGAAGGUAUGGACCUAUUAUGUACUUACAACUCGGGGAAAUUCCUGUUGUAAUCAUAUCAUCACCUACUAUUGCACAAGAGAUUUUGAGAACUCAUGAUCUCGCAUUUGCUGAUAGGCCACAAUUUGUAUCCACAAAUAUCAUAUUGUACAAUAAUAAAGAUAUUAUAUUUAGCCAGUAUGGUGACUACUGGAGACAAAUGCGUAAGAUUUGUAUGGUAGAACUUCUUAGUGUGAAGAUGGUCAAGUCCUUUAGUGGAAUUCGACAAGAUGAGCUUUCAAGUCUCAUUUCAUCUAUUCGUUCCACAAGCGGCGGAGCUACAGUAUUGAUUAAUAUGUCAGAAAAAGUUGUUCGGUUUACAAACUCUGUUACUUGUAGAUCAGCUUUUGGAAAAAUAUGCAAAGGUAAAAAUGAGUUUAUAACACUUAUGAAGGAAGUACUAUUCUUUGCUGGAGGAUUUGAUGUGGCUGAUUUGUUCCCUUCUUGGAAGUUACUUCAUAACAUAAGUGGUGUGAAAUCUAGAUUGAUGAAGGCACAUCAAAAAGUUGAUUCAAUUAUGGAAAAUAUUAUUAAUGAACAUAUUGAAAAUAAAUCAAUUGGGAAAAAGAAAAAUGGUGAGUUUGGAGAUGAGGAUUUGGUUGAUGUUUUACUAAGAACUAAGGAGAACUCUCGACUUCAAUUUCCAAUUACAAAUGACCAUAUUAAAGCUGUAAUUUCUGAUAUAUUUAUUGGUGGAACUGAAACUUCAUCUUCAACUAUUAUUUGGGCAUUAUCAGAAAUGAUGAGGAACCCAAGUGUCAUGGCCAAAGCCCAAAGUGAAGUGAGACAAGUCUUUAAAGGAAAGAAAAAGUAUGAUGAAAAUGACAUAGAAAAGUUGACAUAUCUAAAGUUAGUGAUUAAGGAAACAUUAAGGCUCCAUACUCCAGGUCCUCUUAUGGGACCUAGAGAAUGUAGGGAGAACACAAAUAUAGAUGGAUACAUCAUUCCUCAAAAGACUAGAGUACUUGUCAAUGUAUGGGCACUUGCGAGAGAUCCGAAAUAUUGGCAAAAUCCUACAAGUUUUAUACCAGAGAGAUUUGAAAAUUCUUCGAUUGACUUUAUGGGGAAUGACUUUGAGUUUAUUCCGUUUGGUUCAGGAAGAAGGAUGUGUCCAGGAAUACAAUUUGCUUUAGCUAGUGUUGGAUUUUCUUUGGCUCAGUUACUCUACCACUUUGAAUGGGAACUACCAAAUGGAGUUAAUUCAAAAGAUUUGGACAUGACUGAAACACAUGGAUUAACUGCAUCAAAAAAGAAAGAUUUAUAUUUAAUUGCCACAAAUUAUCGUAUCAAUGAAGAAUAUUGAUGUUAUGCGUGAAAUAGCGAAAUUUAGUUUAAAC